Messenger RNA from Rangifer tarandus platyrhynchus (Svalbard reindeer), 315 nucleotides. The record is from the annotation of a GenBank genome assembly. NCBI's taxonomy places the organism in Eukaryota, Metazoa, Chordata, Mammalia, Artiodactyla, Cervidae.
AUGGAGACAAAGAGAUAUAUCUUGAUGCUUUACCUAGGAUAUGACCAGAGUCUGGGUCAUCUGAUUAUAAAUCUCAGGACUGUCCAAUUGCUUCAGGUUGGAGUUACUAAAAUUGUGAUACCACAUGACGAGAAGACACAACAGGAGCUAUGUUGCUAUAAUCAUCACAUGAACCUAGAAAUAAAACCACUCACCAUUUGCCAGAGAUUGCAGUUUGGAAGUUCUCCAGUCUCAAUGGAGGGAAGAGGAAACCAGAUAUGCCACGUUCUCCACCGAGUUCACUCGGUCACCUUGCAAAGAAAAAGAAAGAAAUAA